Erinaceus europaeus (western European hedgehog) is the source of this 1436-nucleotide messenger RNA. RefSeq names its product ornithine decarboxylase-like. The record is from RefSeq and is a predicted model, not a curated record. Gene Ontology annotation, molecular function: ornithine decarboxylase activity. Gene Ontology annotation, cellular component: cytoplasm. NCBI's taxonomy places the organism in Eukaryota, Metazoa, Chordata, Mammalia, Eulipotyphla, Erinaceidae.
GACUGCACUGAGGCCAUACACAUUUUUCGAAGAACUUGAAAUUCCUGGAGACAUUACUAUUCCAUCUCUCUGAGUUUUUCUGUUGUUGCAUUUCAGAGGAACAGCAAAUAACCAUGAACAACUUCAGUAAUGAUGAGUUUGAUUACCAUUUCCUUGAUGAAGGUUUUACUGUCAAGGAUAUUCUGAACCAGAAGAAGAAUGAAGUCUCUUCUUCUGAUGAUAAGGAUGCCUUCUAUGUUGUGGACCUGGGAGAUGUUCUAAAGAAACAUCUGAGGUGGUUAAAAACUCUUCCUCAGGUCACCCCCUUUUAUGCUGUCAAAUGCAACAAUAGUCUAACCAUAGUGAAGACCCUCGCUGCUGUAGGGGCAGGAUUUGACUGUGCCAGCAAGACUGAAAUACAAAUGAUGCAGAGUCUUGGGGUGCCUUUUGGGAGAAUUAUCUAUGGAAAUCCUUGGAAGCAAGUGUCUCAGAUUAAGUAUGCUGCCAAUAAUGGAGUUCAGAUGAUGACUGUUGAUAGUGAAGUCAAAUUGAUGAAAGUUGCCAGUGCACAUCCAAAGACAAAGUUGAUUUUGCAGAUUGCCACCGAUGAUUCCAAAGCAGUCUUUCACCUUAGUGCUAAAUUUGGUACCACAUUAAAAACCAGCAGGCUGCUUUUGGAAUGGGUGAGAGAACUAAAUAUUGAUGUCAUCAGUGUCAGCUUCCACGUGAGAAGUGGUUGUACUGAGCCUGAGUCCUUUGUGCCGGCCAUCUCUGAUGCCUGCUAUAUCUUUGACAUGGGAACUGAGGUUGGCUUCAACAUAUAUCUGCUUGAUCUUGGUGGUGGCUUUCCUGGAUCUGAGGAUGUAAAGCUUAAAUCUGAAGAGAUCAUCAGUGUCAUCAAUACAGCAUUUGACACGUAUUUUCCAUCAGAUUCGGGAGUAAGAACCAUAGCUGAGCCAGGCAGGUACAAUAUAGCAUCAGCAUUCACACUUGCAGUUGACAUCAUUGUAUUACAGGAACAGUCAGGCUCUGAUGAUGAAGAUGAGUCUGGUGAGCAAACCUUUAUGUAUUAUGUGAAUGAUAAGAUGUAUGGAUCAUUUACUUGCAUCCUUUACAAUCAUGCACAAGUCAAGCCUCUUCUGCAAAAGAGACCCAAAUCAGAUGAGAAGUAUUAUUCAUCCAGUAUCUGGGGACAAAUGUGUGAUGGCCUCGAUGGGAUUGUUGAGUGUUGUGACUUGCCUGAGAUGCUCAUGGGGCAUCGGAUGCUCUUUGAAAACAUAGGUGCUUAUACUGUUGCUGCUGCUUCUACUUUCAAUGGAUUCCAGAGACCAAUUAUCAACUAUGUGAUGUCAAGGCCAAUGUGGCAAGGGAUGCAGCAAAUCAAGAGCUGUGACUUCCCACCUGAAGUGGAGGACCAGGACAUUAGCACUCUGCCUGUGCUUAGGAGAGUGGGAUGA